GCAGUGAUGGUGGCCUGGGGGGGAAGUUUUGCUUCCGCUGAUCUGGGGCAUGACGAUCGCACGCUUCUCCAAGGAGGGAAAGGUGUGAUUGAUCAUGCAACAUGUCUUGCCUGUCAAAAAAGAAAGGGUUGCGUUGCCCAGUGGUCAAACAUGGAUUGUACCUUUUCAGAAAAAGAGGCUGGUGGUGUUUUCAAGACAAACAACCGAACCACAGCAUCACGUCACAAAACAACCAUUGUCUCGCUUGCUUGCUUUUCCCCCCUGUCUGCUUUUCUCGGUUGUGUUUGCGCUUGCAAAGACAUAAUGUAAGGGGAGAGAAAGUUGCCAUGUUGAGAAAGACCAAGUUUCUCGGUAGGGAACAGUGGCGUAGGACUUAUUUUUCUUUUUCCCCCCAACUCCAGUUUACUGACGGUAAGAGCGGCCAGAAUCUGCAGGUUGGAACAAAAAAAGGGAAACGAAUUUCCAAGCCGCAGUCACACUGUAACAUGGAAAAGGAGCCGCUGCAUUUCAAAUCUCCGCACCGUCAGAGAAACACUGUACCAAGUCCGGGCGUCAGCCCGGCAAGUUAAGAUUUGGGUAGCUACCGUGGUUCUUGAUGUACAUUCUCCCCGUUUUUCUUGGGUCUAAUUUGUUUUUUUUUUAACAAUUUCAACGGUUGCAAAAAAAAUCAUGGGGUGCUAGGUACGUACAUGGCGACGCUA
Molecule: messenger RNA, 701 nt
Organism: Pyricularia oryzae 70-15
Lineage: Eukaryota; Fungi; Ascomycota; Sordariomycetes; Magnaporthales; Pyriculariaceae
Exons: 1
Coding region: 102-569 (155 amino acids)
Source: RefSeq, a predicted model, not a curated record